AGUGGUUUGUGCCAACAGCAAAUGUAAGUCAAUACUUUCACUUCAAUUUAGAAUACGUUGGGUCUUUCAGUUGAGAUACACAAGCUUCAUCCUGCAGAUGUUCCAGUGGUGGCGUACAUUUUGACCAGUACGUCUCUUAACAGGUGUGUGGGAAAAGAAAAACUUCAGUUCCAAGUGUAGUUGAGUGUUACUAAAUGACUCCUUAAACAUGUUGGAUCCACGAGGGAAUGAAACCAGAGGAAGCCAGAUUACAUCAGUGGGGACCAACUUCAGCCAGAACGAUAAAGGCUUUCUUAUGACUGAUCCCAGACCACCAGAAUAUAUCCAAGCCGUGCACAAGAAGAACACCGUGAAAGAACUGCUACUAAUGAGACGCCAGAAAUGGAACUGCUCGCGGGGCGACAACCACUUGGAGCAUAAAUUAAAAUCAGCAAAAACUGAAGAUUUCGCCAAUGACAUAAGUCCUCAUCUAUUGGGCCCUCCAGCACCAGUAAACUCCAAUAUUACGAUUAAUUUCGCCCCUACUUUUCCUGAAAAUGGUCACAUUAACCCACAGCAAAUGCAGGAUCCAGCUCUACAGGGACAAGUGGCUCCGACUGCUGAAGUCAAAAUGACUUUAUUUCACUGGCAAAUACAGCAAGAGGCACAGAAAGUUGGAGGAGUUUCUCCUGAGCUGCUGAACAUGCAAGACGUGGAUGGAGACACAUUUCUUCACAUAGCAGUUGCGCAAGGUAGACGCGCUCUGGCUUAUGUGCUUGCUACAAAAAUGGCUAGAUAUGGCUCUUUGGACAUGAAAGAACACAAUGGGCAGACAGCUCUUCAGAUAGCGGCUGCCACCAAUCAGCACUUGAUUGUCCACGACCUGCUGGCACAUGGAGCACAUAUUAACACUCGAGACCUCUGGGGCCGCUCUCCUUUGCACGUGUGUGCUGAGAAAGGCCACUUUCUCAGUCUUCAGAGCAUCUGGAGGACCCUAAUAGGGAGUGGGGAACCAAUUGAUAUAGAAAUGUUCAAUUAUGAUGGUUUUACUCCGCUGCAUGCAGCAGUCUUGUCUCACAACGCUGUCGUUAAAGAGCUGAGGAGUCUGGAAAGUCCUUGCUCAUAUAUGGCAGCGGAGCUGGUGCGGAGAAGACAGAUGUAUGUUGAAUGUAUUAAGACUCUGCUGCUCAUGGGCGCCUCCUUUGGGACAAAGGAUCUAAAAAGUGGACGGACGUGCCUUCACAUGGCUUCUGAGGAGGCAAAUGUGGAGCUGUUUAACAUUUUCUUUGACCAGCCAUCUUCACUGUCAAUUGUAAACAUUAAGACGUUCAGUGGAAACACAGCCCUGCACAUUGUCAGCGCUUUGCAAAAUCAUAAAACUCAAGUGGAAGCGGUGAAGCUGCUGAUGAGAAAAGGAGCGGACCCCGGGAUCAGGAACUUUGAAAAUGAACUGCCGUCUCAGCUGGUGCCUGAUGGACCCAUCAGUGAAAAGGUGCGGCAGAUCCUGAAAGGGAAAUAUGUUCAUGCUUAACGGAAGCUCAGAAACACUGUCAGUCAGACAGUCCAGUCUAUCAAAAUAUUAUUUGCCAAAAUAAGGCAGAUUCUAGUUGUUUCAGUGAAACAUGCCGAAUUGUUCAUUGCCAUGUAAUGACGAAAGAGAAAGUGGAUAUGAUUUGUAUUUUUUGUGUUUAUUAACCUUUAUCGUUUAAGGCGUUAAGCUGAUACUUUAAGACUGCCAUACAGUGAGCGAAUACACUCUGUAAAUCGGUAUGUGUUUUGGGUGAUGAGUUAUGAUUAUUGCUGACAAGUUCUUUCAUAGUUAUGGAGGAUUCAAUCAUGGGUUCAGCUAUGUUUUUAUUUUAUUUUAAUCAGUCUUUGUAAAAAAAAAAAAAAAAAAAAUCCAUGCAUUUUACAUGCAGAAAACUUACGACAUUUUCUUAGCACACUACUGAACUACAUUUUGUGAAAAGGUUAUUGUGUGAUGUGAUAUCAUGAAAUAGUUUCAGUAUUCCACAUUUGUAUAUAUUUUCUCAAUGUUAACUAUGUUUAGUUAAAGGGUGUGGAAAUGUUAAGUACUCAAACGUUGACACUGUGUCUUUUGUUUUGUCUUAAGUCAAAAUAAUGUAGAUUACAGAAAUAAAUUUAACAUUUUAUUGUGAAAUAGAUAUUGUGCUGACACAAGAAGUUAACUGUGCAUUGAGGGUGAUUUUCAACUCAUAAAAUAAAGUCUCUUUUCCUGCA
This is a messenger RNA of Siniperca chuatsi (mandarin fish), 2220 nucleotides long. RefSeq names its product nuclear factor of kappa light polypeptide gene enhancer in B-cells inhibitor, zeta (gene nfkbiz). Lineage: Eukaryota; Metazoa; Chordata; Actinopteri; Centrarchiformes; Sinipercidae. The coding region runs from base 209 to 1510 and encodes 433 amino acids. Gene Ontology annotation, cellular component: nucleus. Gene Ontology annotation, biological process: regulation of gene expression. The transcript is spliced from 11 exons. The record is from RefSeq and is a predicted model, not a curated record. Gene Ontology annotation, molecular function: DNA binding; POU domain binding.